Anisakis simplex (herring worm) is the source of this 510-nucleotide messenger RNA. NCBI's taxonomy places the organism in Eukaryota, Metazoa, Nematoda, Chromadorea, Rhabditida, Anisakidae. The record is from the annotation of a GenBank genome assembly.
AUGUUUUUAAAUUAUAACGGUGAUCAACGUGUUCCCAAUAUAUUCACCAAAAACACUGCUGCGGUGCACGAAGAGCCAUCUGAAGUUUCAUGCGAUCUGCACAAUGGUGGUGAUGAUGAUACUGAAGUUAUCGCUUUGAUCGAUGAUCUAGACUACGGGGUGGAUUCGGAUUCGUUAAGUUCAUCCCAACAGAGCAACUAUUCACUGUCAUCGGCUGGUUCCGAUGACUCCAAUCAACCGUCUUCAAAUGGCCUAUUGCUGAGGCAUUCUGAUGACGGCCUAAGCUUCGCACACCCCACAAGCUUUGAGGAGGUUAUGACCUUCUCAACAAGGAGUGUUGAUUCCCUGACCACAAGCAGCAGGCUGCACCGACACCCACGUAAGCGACGAUCUGCACCCAACUACUACCGGUUGAAUCCACAACCGCGACGUAUUGGUGUUACGCCGAGGACAUCGACUUUGUCCGCAGAUGCCCGCAGUUCGUCAUCGAUGUGGAAACGAAAACGUGCA